Molecule: messenger RNA, 692 nt
Organism: Corylus avellana
Lineage: Eukaryota; Viridiplantae; Streptophyta; Magnoliopsida; Fagales; Betulaceae
Product: Methyltransferase-related protein
Source: RefSeq, a predicted model, not a curated record
UACAUCCAAGAAUUCCCACUCAAAAGUGAAAAGAAGCAAAAGAAAAAGGUAAAAACAUGACCAACCGAAUUUGACAAAACUUAAACUGCACCCUCCAUUAACUUUCACACAAUUCUCAAUCCUCUCCCUCUCCGUUCUCCACCGGGAUUGACUGGAAAUGUGUCCGUUGAGGCUGAUUCUGAUAUUUCUCUCCGCCACGCUGGCCGGUUUCUUCGUCCUCAGAAACCUCAAGUCAGAGCAACCCCUCCAAGUCGUCGAUACCGACACCGACACCGACGAAAACGUCGUCGUCAAGGAUCCCAAUGCAAGCAAGGUGAGCAAGGCGUUCUGGACCUGUGUGGACAUGGCCAGUGGUCGCUACCUCUGGAGGCAUUUGGUCUCUCCGUCUUCCAAGCGCUCCGAUUGAUCUCUUCCAAACCCACUACUGUUGUACUGUUUUGUAGGUACAUGGCUGAACCAUGAAAUUACCUCUGUGAUGUUGAAUGUGUGAUCUUAGAAUCAUUUCAAUAACACCUAUGUUGUUGUUGUAUGGCUAAUGUUGUUGGUGAAUUUGUUGUCAAAAUUUACCCUAUACUCUUGUAUAGAUUUGUGGGUCGUUUGUAUUUAUUAAGAACUCAGCGGUCUUUCUCUUAAAUUAUGUGACAAUAAAGAAAUUUUAAUUGGUGGGGUGGAAGCAACCCUGCAAUUACUUA